This is a messenger RNA of Penicillium waksmanii, 1281 nucleotides long. RefSeq lists its product as uncharacterized. Lineage: Eukaryota; Fungi; Ascomycota; Eurotiomycetes; Eurotiales; Aspergillaceae. The transcript has 5 exons. The coding region runs from base 1 to 1281 and encodes 426 amino acids. The record is from RefSeq and is a predicted model, not a curated record.
AUGCCGUCCGGUCAGCACUACCAGCCGGGAUCCCAGUCAAGCCGGGAAGGACUCGGUGUGGGAGUCCCACCCAAGCAACCCAAAUUUGUGAAGGAUGCCCCGGAUACCAAGACAAAGAAUUUAGUCAUCCGGCCCCCAGGCGACUUCCUCUGGGUAGAUUAUCAGGAUGAUAAGUCCCAAGGCCGCGAAUUAUCCCGUUCUAAGCAAGCUUUCGUAAGGACCCGCCAUCAUCGCAUGCGAAGGGAGAAGCAGCUGCAACAAUUAAAACCCCCUACCGAUCAUCAGGGUCCCUCACCGUCCGAUUCAAGUUCUACUACGUCUUCUACUUCUUCUACCUCUUCUACUACGGCCACCAACCCUGCGAGAAACACUACUCGUGUGCCCAAGCAUGAAGAAGAUUACGAUGAUAAUGUGCUGGAAUGUCGCAACCACUAUCAAGCGGCCCAGCAACGCCCAUUAAUAGUUAACUCCAUCGGGGCUGGGGUCCUCGAUGGAAGUCCUGCUCUGGCUGUCGCCAUUGACCAAAAUCCAAAUAUUUACUUCCAACAUUAUCGAAUUCAUAGCUCAAGAUCGUGCUUCCCUCUCUGCUCCAGCGGGGUGGUAGUCUGGUUUUGGCAAAAGGCCCUCGAAGAUCCCGCCUUGAUGCAAAUUAAAUUAUCAAUCAGCGCAUCUCACCGUGCUGCGAUUCUCGAAUCAUGUGGUGCUCCGCCGGACAUGAUUCGGAAGCCCGCACAGGAUGCACUUCGCCUCCGCGUUGGAACGAUCAAAUCAGUCCAGGAGCUAUUGCAACAUAAAGCCAAGAUAUACACUGGCUCAACCAUCUUUAUUAUUUCUCAUCUUAUUGUCGCAGAGGGUAUGGAAGGCAAUGUCGAGGCCGUCGAAGCACAUAUAAAUGGUAUGGAUAAAAUAAUUGCCGGGGCAGGUGGACUGGAUGCUCUUGAUUUUGGCCUACUGGCUAUGGUUUAUAGCUGCGCUUUCGUUCGAGGACUGAUAACUAAAUCACCACCGGCACUCUACAUGUGUUCUAAAUUCCAGAACAGAGUAUUCAAAGAGUCCGCCUUUUUCAAACUGAACAGCCGAUUUACAAAACAAUCCAAACUCUCCAAGCUCGGCACCAGUUUCCUCGACUCACCAUGGUCGAUAGAUCUUCCGCCCAUGUUCAAGUCGAUUAUUUCCUUGUUCCAGCAGCUGGUGACCUAUUACGAGAACUUGGACAUCGUCGUUGCCGAACCGAUUGUGAGCUCUCGCCGUUUCAAGAAACGCUGCGACUCACAAUUUUGA